Messenger RNA from Serpula lacrymans var. lacrymans S7.9, 2746 nucleotides. RefSeq lists its product as uncharacterized. The record is from RefSeq and is a predicted model, not a curated record. Gene Ontology annotation, biological process: endoplasmic reticulum to Golgi vesicle-mediated transport; Golgi localization; retrograde vesicle-mediated transport, Golgi to endoplasmic reticulum. Bases 303 to 1880 code for a protein of 525 amino acids. Lineage: Eukaryota; Fungi; Basidiomycota; Agaricomycetes; Boletales; Serpulaceae. The transcript has 7 exons. Gene Ontology annotation, cellular component: COPI vesicle coat; cytosol.
AGUAUACUUCCUCGCCAAAGUGCAAUGAAAACAUAGACAGGUCGUCACGCAUGUCCUCUUAUGUCGUUCUCUUGAGCCUGUGUCAAAUCAACAAAGACGAGCGAGUAUGUGUGGAAUAGCUAUGUUGUAGUGGUUGAGUAGAGACAGCAAAACGUGGCGAUACGCGUCUUUCAGCGCCACAUUUUCUAGAUAUUGGCCCAACCACGUCGACCGUCCAUUUCGCUGCGGUAACCACAUACCAAAGCUAACGAGACCAUUUCUUCUCUGGACAAACGACAUAGACAUACAUAAACGCUCUUAGAAUGGUUGUUCUCGCUGCUUCAAUCUGUACAAAGGGCGGAAAGGCCGUCCUUUCUCGUCAAUUCCACCCAAUGACACGAGCCAGGAUCGAGUCUCUAUUGGCCUCAUUCCCCAAAGUCAUCCCUACAAACAGCCAGCAUACAAUCGCUGAAACGUCCGAUGUUCGCUUCGUAUACCAGCCCCUCGAAGACCUCUACAUAUUGCUCAUCACCAACAAGGCUUCCAAUAUCUUGCAGGACAUCGAGACUUUGCAUCUUUUUGCUCGCGUAGUAUCUGAUAUGUGCAGGAGUGCCGACGAGCGCGAGAUUCAGCGAAACUCUUUCGAGCUGUUGAGUGCUUUCGACGAGAUCGUGAGCUUGGGGUAUAGAGAGCAAGUUAACUUGAUGCAAGUUCGGAGUGUACUGGAGAUGGAGUCUCACGAAGAGAAGAUCCAAGAUAUCAUCGCCAGGAACAAAGAAGCAGAAGCGAAAGAAGAGCUCAAGCGCCGUGCUCGCCAAUUGGAGAUGCAACGCAGGGAACAACAAAAACGCGCAGCUGCAGGCGGCGGUGGAAGCUCCUACUUGGGUGGAGGCGUCACAGGCUAUUCAGCCCUCCCACAACGCUUUGAAGCCCCCGAGGCUCCUGCCGCGCGUACUGCGUCCCCCGCACCGGCGUCUUCCACUCGCGGUCCAGCGUUCAAGGGUAGCGGAAUGAAGCUUGGUAGUAAAAAGACAAAACAGGCAGAAUUGAUAGAUGCUCUAGGUGGAGAAGCGUUAUCCGUUGAAGAAAUAUCUGCUCCCCCUACACCUGCUUUGGAAGUAGCUGCACCCAAGGACACGAGAGGCAGUCUGCCUUCUAUAAAUGCUGAGAGCGUGCAUGUUGUUAUCAAGGAGCAGAUUUCACUCUCGCUAAUGCGCGAGGGCGGACUCAAGUCAAUGGAACUGAAGGGUGACAUGAACUUGCAAGUGUCAGAUCCUUCGCUCGCACACAUCAAGCUCGCCUUGGCACCACCGACCACCGACUUCGGGUCCGAUCUGCAAUUCAAGCAGCAUCCACACGUAGCGAAAUUCAUCCCAGGGCAAGAAAAGAUUGUCGCCCUGAAAGACCCCUCACGCGCCUUCCCUGUUGGCCAGGCGCUGGCAGUCUUGAAAUGGAGGUAUGCAGGCAAAGACGAAAGCUAUGUCCCACUUUCAAUAAAUUGCUGGCCAUCGCCCUCCAAUGACGGGACGUGUGAAGUGAACAUUGAGUAUGAGCUCGAGAAUGAAAAUGUCACUCUGCACGACGUGAUUAUUUCAAUUCCUCUUCCAGCUGGUUCGUACCCAACUGUUCCCGCACAAUCUGGGGCAUGGACAAUCAAUUCGUCCACUCAUUCACUGGACUGGACCAUCCCCUUGAUCACCCCUGAGGAUCGCUCUGGAUCAUUCGAGUUCACAGUCGGUGGAGACGACAUCAGCACCUUCUUCCCCGUCAAGGUCUCGUUCGUUGGUCAGGGCAGUAUAGCUGGCGUCAGCGUCGCAUCGGUCAACCGUGUGGAUAACGGAGAAGAGGCAGUUUUCUCCACAGACUCGGUCAUCAACACUGAGGAAUAUCUCGUAAUUUGAGAAAAGACUAUUGAUUGAUAACAGAGAUAUCCACUAUAGUUUCGAUAAAAUGUCCCAGUCCGAGUCUAGUUUAUUAAGAUCUGAGCAAAAAAAAAAAAGAGAAUACUAUCAAUGCCUAGAGUUAUACGAUAAGGGAAUAUUCGUUAGAAAUGUGAGGCUUCCUGGUAGAUUGUUCAUAAAGUUCGCAUUAAAAUUAUCCAUGUAUCAUUUCAGAUACAUCGACCCCAUUCCCAUCCUCAAAACGUCUACUUUUGUUCCAUUGUUCUUUUUGUGACUGCCGCUACUGGCGGGAGAUGGCAAAGGAGGCGGCAGAACACUCAUACGCUUCGCUCUGCGAUCAACAGAUGAAGUUUGUGGGGAACGCGAGCUUCGACGUAUCUGACCCAAUUCGUCAGGGCUGCCAUUACCAGUAGCCUGGGGCCUAAGAAGAUCGGGCCUGAGCGACUGAGACUGCGAAAAAUCCAUUGCGGGAGAAACAACCCCUCCAUGCGCAGGAAUCAUCGUCGACAUCCGUGACAUCCGUGGUGAAGCGGACAUAAACAUGCUGGGAACGAUAGGGACAGCGCUGAGAGUCUGGGGAACUAUCCUGAGCUUGUUUUUGCCUCUGGUGUCCGGAAUGGCGGUAUGUUCUGGGUCUAAAAGCUUUUGCAAGGCGAGUAGGGUUAGGAAAGCGUCGUUCCCUGAAUUGUGCAGAGCACAUUGGACGUCGAUCCCGAGCGAAUGCAGUAAUCCUCCCAAUCCCAAAGUAGAUCCCGGCAACCGCGGUUUUCCCGCCUUCGGGUCCUGCAUGAUGUCCCUUUGACCAGAAUUGAAGAGCAUUCGCUCAAAUACUGCCGUAUCGACGAUCAGGACGUUAUGCGGUAGCU